AUGACAGUGAUUGAAGCGUACAUUGUGAUGUGGGAAGGUUUCACUGCUCGGCUUGUGUACCAGCAGCACAGAGAGUCCUCGCUGAGCUCCUGCAGGGCGUUCAGUGCACUGAUGGACCGCAGGAGGAUGGAUGCUGAGGGAGGUCGCGUGGUCCACCGGGAGUGGCGCGCGAGGAAGCUCGCGGUAGUCGUUGCCGUGCAAAACGUGCUGGUGGCCGCUUGUCUGUUCAUCACUCUUUACGUUUACUGGGGCGUUCAGGAUCAGGAGCGGGCAUCUGGGGAUAAUGUACACAUACAAUUUGAUGCCAUUGCAACCAUCUCAGGCAAUGCAACGCUGCAGUUUAAGCACACUAAAAGCAUGAAUAUGAUGAGUGUGGCUGGCGAGAAGAAGGACAAGAUCUAUGUCAACUGCACUGGACCCUAUGUUUUAUAUAUACACCUGUGUUACACAAGCCUUGGCGGAGAGAAGACCACUGGGAUGCUGCAGCUGCAGGUGGUGAGGGAUAAAACCCCUGUCAGCUCCUUCACCCUGCAAACUUCAGAAGAGGUCUGCGAGGGGCUCAACAGCAUAGCCUACCUCAAGGCAAAGGACCAGGCAAGCCUGCACUUGUAUGCCAAAGAGGAGUUCAAGAUUCUGGAGGUAUCUGUGGGCCUGACAUAUCUGCUGGGGAGGCAGUGUGAUUUUUGAUGAGGGCCAAUAAACGUGCCCUGAAGAAAAAAGACAAAGCUGACCGGGAUGAGGAAGGGACCUCAGCACUUGUGUUCAUGCACCAUUGUGAGAACAAAUACACUAAGCAGAACUCACACCAAUGACAUGACUUGUGUUGACAGACUCUUUUUUUUAAUUUUGUUUAUUACCUUGACCAAGGGAGCUGUGCAUCUUCUAGUUUGACUGUGAGCAACAGCUUGCACAUGUUCUUGGGUGAAAGAAAAUGAUUUGAUUGAUUUUGGUGUUGGUGAUUGACAAUCUCAUUUUGUAGAUGUCUUUAACAAGACACCCUCCCCCAUUUUUGUGCACAAGACAUUGGUUACUCUUUAAAAUUUUUGAUUUAGGCUGCAACUAAAUAUUAUUUCAAUAAUCAGCCGAUUAUUUUCUUGAUUACCAUUUAAGCGUUGGGUUCAUAAAAUCAUCAGAAAAUACUGAGAAAUUUUGUUUUUUCUUGAGAAAUGGCUUUUUCAUUUUCUGAUGAUCACAUAAUAGAUUAAUGGGCUGAUCAUUUCAGCUCUACUUUUGAUUACACUUAUUGUACUUGACCUUUUAAAGGGGAGCUUUUUUAAAGUUGAGUGGUUCUGAACCACAUUUAGAAAGGUACUUUUUCUUUUCCUUUAUCAAUCUUUUCUGUUAUGUGUGCACUCCUGCUACCAACUGUUAUUGCAGUGAUAUUGGGAUCUAAAAUUGUUUUAAAUCGUGAAGUUUUAUGCAUUCGCAAAAUGUAUAGUUUGUCAAAGUUGAGUGAGGACUGAACUGGAUGCUAUCCCAACUAAUGUACCUACACCCUCGUGAAGGGGUGUUAAAGCCUCAGGUGCCUUCUAAAUUAUAAUAUAAAGCUACAGCCAGGUGACAAAUUGAAGGAAAAACACCAUAAAGUUUUUUCCAUAGGUGUUCAACUAGGUAGGGUUGUGGUGACUGUGAAGGUCAUAGCUUAUGAUUUGAAUAAUUUUCAUACUCACCAAACCAUUCAGUGACCCCUCAUGCCCUUUGGAUGGGUGCAUCUUCUGUUUUUUCAUUUAAUUUGUCACCUGUGUAGAUAGAUAAUAUACUAUAAUCCUUAGUUAUUUAUUUCACUUUAACAGUGCCAAGCUGUGUAGUACCAAAUGAAUGUAUUUGUUUUUGGUGCAGUUAUCCUCCCGUGAAGCUCCAAUCUGAGUCUCAUAAACUUCCUCUGUGCUGCGCGGCUCCCAAACAGCUCAAACUGUGUUUAACUCACAUGGAUUACCAGACUAUUGCCGUUUACCCCAGCAAUGACGGUGACAAUAGCUUUGUUUUCUAUGACUAACAUGCCACUGGACAUUAUCUCAUGUUUCUUGAACUGGUGUUUCUAGAGAGUUAAACACAUGGCAGACAAGUUUGAUGCUGCAGCCACACUGACACACAGACAGCUCAUUGUGAAGACCAGAGAGGAGACAGAUGAAGUGGAAAUUUUAACUCUUUUGAUUGUAUCUGCGCACACACUGCUCACAUCACUUUGUAAUGUUUUAAUAUGUCACAUGUUUGUGUGUGUGUGUAAGUAUGGCUUUAGCUAUAAAAACCAAGUGCUGAUCUGAAGCUGAGGUUCUUUGUACAUACUUCAUACUUCAUACAUCAGUUAAGCUAUGAUACACUGAUUCAUUGAAAAGCCAUGUUGCAAUAAUGAUGGAAUAAUACUUUGGAAGUAUGCUGUGAGGCACAUUGUAUUGUUUUGUAUUGAACUACAAGCAAUGUCAUAUUCAGUGUUGUUAGUGAUUGAACUGGUUGGUUUUGAUUUCUACUAUAUCAUAAAUACAAUAUUUUAUAAAUAAUUUACACAGAAAUCAUGUUUUUAAAAGGAAGAACUUAGCAUUUGAGCUUUUUAAUUAUUCAAUGAAUGGAUCUUUAAACAUCAGUGAUGGUUUAAAUGGGUGCAAAAUGGACUGAAACUUUCUGACAAAAGAGCUACUGUAGUACUGUAUAUGUGAAAAAAAAAACAAGCUGAUAUGACAAUGUAUAAUUAGUCCAGGAAAUGUACAAUGUGGCUACCUCCUGUAAAC
Seriola aureovittata is the source of this 2726-nucleotide messenger RNA. RefSeq lists its product as uncharacterized. The coding region runs from base 1 to 687 and encodes 228 amino acids. The record is from RefSeq and is a predicted model, not a curated record. The transcript has 4 exons. Lineage: Eukaryota; Metazoa; Chordata; Actinopteri; Carangiformes; Carangidae.